Salarias fasciatus (jewelled blenny) is the source of this 4100-nucleotide messenger RNA. It is a transcript of the gene ldb3a, whose product is annotated as LIM domain binding 3a. The transcript has 12 exons. Gene Ontology annotation, biological process: heart development; muscle structure development; actin cytoskeleton organization. Gene Ontology annotation, cellular component: Z disc; stress fiber; adherens junction. Bases 215 to 1984 code for a protein of 589 amino acids. Gene Ontology annotation, molecular function: actin binding; muscle alpha-actinin binding. Lineage: Eukaryota; Metazoa; Chordata; Actinopteri; Blenniiformes; Blenniidae. The record is from RefSeq and is a predicted model, not a curated record.
CCCCUCCCCCUCCUCCUCCGCCCGGUGCCGGGUUCCGGGUUCUGGAGCUCGGUCCCCGGCCGGACCUCCGCAGGCAGUGAGGAGAGCCGCGGGCAGGCUGUCACUUCAGCUCGUCCGAGCAGGCAGCUCCGCUCUCCGUCUUCACCUCCAGAGCUCCCCUCUGUCCUCCUGCUCCUCCUGCUCGUCCUGCUCGUCGGAGGCCCUCAGUGGAAGAAUGAGCUGCUACAGCGUGACUCUGCCGGGCCCCGGGCCCUGGGGCUUCAGGCUGCAGGGCGGAAAGGACUUCAACAUGCCACUCACCAUCUCCAGGAUCACUCCGGGCAGCAAGGCGGCGCAGGGGAACCUGAUCCAGGGGGACGUGAUCGUGGCCAUUGACGGCGUCGGCACGGAUGGGAUGACCCACCUGGAGGCCCAGAACAAGAUCAAGAUGGCCAACUACAACCUGUCGCUCACCAUGACCAAGGCGAAGCGCCCCAUCCCCAUGGCCCCGCCCAGAAUGGACGCCGCCAUCUCGCUGAUCCCUCACCAGCAGGUCUUUUCCCCUGCACCUCCCAACGCCGGCUUUCACCCGGGCGUGCUGAAGGACACCCACCAGCCCAUCGAGGUGAAGGGUCCCGGGGGAAAGGCCACCAUCAUCCACGCCCAGUACAACACGCCCAUCAGCAUGUACUCCCAGGACGCCAUCAUGGACGCCAUCGCCGGCCAGACGCAGGCCAAAGGGCAUGACGUCAGCCAUUAUGGAGCUCCUCCCAUCAUGCAUCAGGCUCCUCAAGGCCCUCCCAUUCAGCAGUACCAGCCAAUGCCUCAGCAGUACCAGCAGCCACCCACACUGCAGGCCCCGCCCCCUCAGCAGUACCAGCAGCCACCCACACUGCAGGCCCCGCCCCCUCAGCAGUACCAGCCAAUCCCUCAGCAGUACCAGCAGCCACCCACACUGCAGGCCCCGCCCCCACAGCAGUACCAGCCAAUGCCUCAGCAGUACCAGCCAAUGCCUCAGCAGUACCAGCAGCCGCCCACGCAGCAGAACCCCCCCACUCAACAGAGCUCCAUCCAGAUCCCGGUUGGCUCCGCCCCUCCGAAGGUGGUGACCACAGCGUGUAUUUACCCUUCCCAGCCAGCCCCAGCUCCAGUCCCACCGCAGCCCCGCCCCCCAGCUGCUGCCCCAGCCCCACCCCCUGCUGAUCCCGACUCCUCCAACAGACCGCCCUGGAUCACCGACACUAAUUUCGCGGGCAAGUUCGACCCGGGUAAGACCACCACCAAGAUCCAGCCGCUGCCGCUGCCGCAGGCCGCCCCUCCCCCGCCGGCCUACCACCCCAACCCCUCCCCUGCCGGGCCUCCGGCCCCCAGGCCCGGCCCCAUCAGCCCCAGCCCCGCCCCUUUCAUGCCUGUGGCCAGGGGCGUGGCUCAGAGGGCGGAGAGGUUCGCCGCCAGCAGCCGCACGCCGCUUUGUGGGGCCUGCAACAGCGUCAUCAGGGGCCCCUUCCUGGUGGCCCUCGGACGGUCCUGGCACCCCGAGGAGUUCAACUGUCACUACUGCCACAUGUCCCUGGCUGACGUCAGCUUCGUGGAGGAACAGAACAGCGUCUACUGCGAGAACUGCUACGAGGAGUUCUUCGCCCCCACCUGUGCUCGCUGCAACACCAAGAUCAUGGGGGAGGUGAUGCACGCUCUGCGGCAGACGUGGCACACUACCUGCUUCGUGUGUGCAGCCUGUGGAAAAGCCUUCGGAAACAGCCUCUUCCACAUGGAGGACGGAGAGCCGUACUGCGAGAAAGACUACAUCGCCCUGUUCAGCACUAAGUGUCACGGCUGUGACUUCCCCGUGGAGGCCGGGGAUAAGUUCAUUGAGGCUCUGGGCCACACCUGGCACGACACCUGCUUCAUCUGCGCAGUCUGCCACUUGAACCUGGAGGGACAGCCGUUCUACUCCAAGAAGGACAAACCGUUGUGCAAGAAGCACGCCCACGCCAUCAACGUGUAGCUCUGCCCACUCGUCACCUCGGAGCUCCGCCCACAUAUCGGAAUGCCUCCCAUUGUUUUUGCCUUCAUGUGUAGCCACGCCCACACCUGUGGAGUCCCACCUGCCCAAUGCCAUGCAGCCACACCCACACAGCCAUGACAGUACAGGCCCAGCCUCAAAAAUAUAUAGCCCCACCCACUCUUUCAGCAGGUGACCACGCCCAUAUCUUUUGUGUUGCCCCGCCCACCCACUGCUGUGCAGUCCCACCCUGGGGCUCCAUCAACACGUUCGAAUGCUACUAAUUGGUUCCGCUUUCACGUGCAGCAGCGUGAGCAUCCAUGUGUGGCCCCACCCAUCCCUCAGCCAAUAGCACGAGGCACUGAUGUGUAGCCCCGCCCACAUCGCCACUCGGUCCGAGCCAAUGUCCAGUCGGUGUUCACUAUGCCCUGCCCAGCCGUCACUUCCUGGUUGAUGGCAAUAAGCAGUGUAGAGUCCAGUCCGUCCCGGUUAGCUGCUAGCAUGGCCAUGCUGCCUCAUGACACCCUCUGGUGACGCUGUGUGGUUUGACAGGAUGUGUUUCUCACUGUGUCACGACUUUUCUACCAGAAUGUUUCGUACUUUGAAACAUUUUCUUUUUGUUUAAUGCAUUUCAUUAGAAUCAGCUUGUAAAGAAAAAUGACAAAUCAAAGAGGUUCCAUCUUGUUUUUGGAUGAAAAAAAAAUUAUGAAAUGUUUAAAAAUCAGUCAUUAAAAUGAUCAUUUCUGUAAUAUUUGUUUCUUUUUGAAAAACAGUUAAACAUUUAUUUAAUCUAUUUAAAUUGGAAAACUUCUAAAUGUCAGUUUGAAGCACAAAUUUACAGACUGUUUGUAAGACAAUGCUGAGAUUUGAUUUGUUGGUUGUUGUUUGGUUUUGUUCGUAUUGUUUGUGUCUGACGUGCCUCCGCUCACUCUCACUUUGAUUUUUAUUAUUAUCACUUUUAGAAUCCACUGAAAUUGAAGGUUUACGUUAAUUAAACAGCAGAUCUUCACACAAUCCCUCUGACUUUGAACUGUUUUGUUCUGAAGACCUGAUUCUGAGUGUAGACCUGGACUUUAGGUCUGAGUAUUCAGACCUUUCAGUCUCCGACGUUCAAAUUCUUGAUUUCAUGUGAUGUUCAGGUCCUGAUUUUCAGGUUUUGGUGUUCAGGUUAUGAUAACUCCUGAUGUCCAAGGUUAUGGCGUCCAGGUUCGGAUUUUCAGGUUCUGGUGUUCAGGUCUUGAUCAUCAGGUCCCAGGAUCCAGGUCAAAGUGAUAUUUAAGAGUCAGUCACUGAUUUUAGAAUUCAGAUCCUGAAAUUCAGGUUUAGACCAAGGUGUUUAAAAUGGGUGCUCAAGUCCUGGACUUUUUCCUUGCGGCCUUCAGGGUUUGGUUCAACCCCCAUAAUUCAGGCCUUGGAGUUCAGGUCCUGGCAGUCCUGGUCUUGGUGUUCUGUUCCUUGUAUUUGCGUUUCAGUGUUCAGCUUCUGGAUUCCAGGUCCUGGACUCCAUGUCCUGAAUUUCAUCGCCUGUAUUUUGGCACUCGAUAUCAGAUCAUGGAUUUUAAGUCCUGUGCUCAGACUGCGGUUUUCAGUUUGUCUUCAGGUCCUGAUACCUGGUCCUGGAUUUGUGGUGUCACUGCUGUUAGUGUGUGUUUGACGUCACUCGCUUCGGUUUCUUUUCUCCCUUUCUUUUUAACUUAAAUCUUCACACUUUGUUUUUUCUUUCACAAUCUAACUGAUUUUAUUUAAUUUUUUAAAUAUCCUUCAACUUUAAACUGUAAAAAAAUCUAAAUGAAAUCUCCGAGACUGAAGCAGUUCUUCCAUCUCUUUGUUCUGCUGGUGAAUGUUCUGUUCUCAGAUGGAAGGUUUCGCUCCACCUGGUUCACAAUGGAGGAGCGACAAGUGUAGAAACAGCUUUCUCUAUUUUAGUGCCUCUACUGGCCAAUAGAGGAACUGCAUGUUGACUAUUUAACCACUUUAGACUUUUCUGGGGGGUUUUUCCCCAGAUAACUCAGUCCAAGAUGAUUGAUUUGUUUAAAAAAAAAAAAAAAAAAAAGUCAAACAGACUUAAAGCUCUGACAUUUUUCUCAAGCAGGAAGAACGUAUUGAUGGGUUGAAAAGA